AUGAUUCUCAAAAACAUUUUGAAAGGACAAGUGAAUUAUAAGAACGCUAGUUAUAUCAAUAUAGAAAAAGAUAUAAACAACAAAAUAAAUAAAAUUUUAAAUUUGAUAGUAUACGAUGUAAAUAAAAAGAAAACUACGUCAUGUUCAUAUAUCACUGAUUAUAUAAAAUAUAUGAAUAAGCAUGUUUAUAAAUUAAGGGAUGAACAAGAUUUAAUUCCAGAUUCAAAAGAUAAUUUAUAUAUUCAGUGGAAAUAUUAUAAUCAGAUUACUGUAAAUGUAUUAAAAGAAUAUGUAAAGAAAUGUCAUAGAAAUAAUAUUGAUGGUAAUUAUAAUUAUGAAAAGAAAAAAAGAACAGAGCCUUACAUUUUAACAGCUAAUGAUACAUGUGCAUUAUUUCCAUUUCAUAUGAUAGAUAAUUAUGCUAAGACAAAAGAAAAAAAAAAAAAACAUGAUGUAUAUUAUGACAUGUGUAAUAUCUUAGGAAAUAAAAACGUAUCAUGUGAAAAAAAUAUAAUAAAUUUACAAAAAUGUGAAGAGGAAAUAACCUGUGAAAUACAAAAUGAUAAGUCUAUAGAUAAUCAUAUAAUUUCUAAAAGGAAUAAUAUUGAGGAACACAUAUUUGAGAACUAUGUACAAAAAGAUAAAAAUAUAUUAAAUAAUUCUUCGUAUAUAUAUUAUAAUAUUCCUAAUUUGAAUUAUAUAAAAUAUAUGUGGUUACAUCAUUCUUUAGUUAUAUUCAAAUUAUUAAUUGAUACGAAUUUAAAAGUUGAUAUUAAGAGACAAUUUAAUAUGACAAAAAUAAUUGUUAGUCUCCUAAAGCAACUAAAUAAUAAUAAUAGUAAUAAUAAUAAUAAUAUAAAUAGUAGUAGUAAUAAUAUUAAUAGUAGUAGUAAUAAUAUUAAUAGUAGUAGUAAUAAUAUUAAUAGUAGUAGUAAUAAUAUUAAUAGUAGUAGUAAUAAUAUUAAUAGUAGUAGUAAUAAAUAUUAUUAUACUAAUAUCAUAGAUAUUGAUUUAUAUCUUUCUUAUUUUUAUUUAUUAUCAAAAAUUAAUAUGAUAGAUAAACAUAUGGUUAUCCAACUAUGUACCCUAUUUAAGAAGGAUUAUAAAAAGCUAAGUGAUUUAAAUAAGUUUUAUCUUUUAAGGUCUAUAUAUAAUUUUGAUUACUCCUCAAAACAUUUUCAACAAAUGUUGAAUUAUUUGCAAAAGUAUUUCUAUACGUUAAUAAAAAAACACUACCUAGAUAAUAACACCUAUCAUAAUUAUGACGCAUGUAUUUCCUCUAUAUAUGGAAAGAAAGAAAUAAGUUCGAACGAUAUGUGUUAUAAUAUAGGUAGGACACAAAAAGGAGAAAAAAAUGAAAUAACGAGUUUAAGGAAAUAUACAAAGGAGAUAGAUGUAAAUGAAAAUGUAAAUGCAAAUGUAAAUGUAAAUGAAAAUAUAAAUAAUAUUAAUUAUAAUAAUAGUGAUGAUGCAUAUAACAACACUGAAUUAUAUAAUACUUUUUUGCCAUCGUCAUAUAAUAUGUACAACACAGAUAUGUGUUAUAAUGUAUUAUCUAAAAAAAUAAAUAAAAAUAAUGACAAAUUAUUUUUUCAUAAUUAUUUGUUGGAAAUAUUUGAAGUUUUAUUUAAACGUAAAAAACAUAUAAGUCUUCUAGAUAAAACCAUAUUCAAAUGUGUCGUAAACCAAGAAAUAUCAAUAUAUAAUAAAAUUAAUUUAGAUCUUUUUAAAAAUAUAGUAAAAUUAUGUGAUGAAGAAUUGAUAUAUUUUCUUUUUAAUAAAAUAAUACAAGAUAUAGAAAAUUAUGAUAAUUUAGAAAUAUACCAACUUUUGACACAUUUGAAAAAAUAUGAAGAAAACAAUUCCUUGUGUUAUUUUUACAAUUUCUUUCUUAUUUUGAAGGAAAAACAAUUUGAAUAUAUGAACAUAAAGCAUGUUAUAUAUAUUUAUAUUUACAUAAAUAGAUAUUUAACUAAAGAAUUUAAGAAACAACAAAAAAAAAAAAUGAUGAAAGAUCUUAUAAGUAUAAACAUAACAGAGAAAAUAAAUGAAAUACAUAAUGUGGACAAUAUGAUAGAUAUGUUACAUAAGAAAUCUAAUUUUACAUCUCAAUAUGAGUAUAUAUAUACAUUUUUAAAUUUCAGUAUAUAUAAUAUAAAUAAUAUAAAUAAAUAUGAUAAUAAGCAAAUAAUAAAAAACAAAACUGAUGAUAAUCAUAAUGUUGAAAUUUUUAAUAAGCUCUUAAAUGAACAUAUUAAUGAAAAAGAUAAGGAUGUGAAAAAAGAUGAUUUUUUUUCAUCAGAAAAUAAAGAUAAAAUGGAUAUGAAAAUGAAAAUAAAAAAUGAGUUUAUGUGUAUAGAACUUUUAAAUGAUAUAAAUAAAAAUAUAACAAUUGUAUUAUCACAAAAAAUAAAUUAUAUAAAUAUAAAAAAUAUAAUUACCUUAUUAUAUAAUACUUGUCAAAUUAGAUAUGAAUAUCAAAUGAGUUUUGUUAUGAAUCUUUUUUUUCAUUUAUAUGAAGAAUAUUCUAUGUUAAUAAAUUUUUUACAUUUAUAUAAAAUAUUGUUUCAAAAUUUUUUGUUUUACUACUACAAUGGUAUUACUGAAUAUAUCAAGGAAAUAUAUGAUGAGAAUAAAGGAGAAUAUAUUUAUAUGGAUAAAAGAAAUAAUUAUAUGAUAUAUACAUAUGAGAAUAAAAUGAAACAUAUUUAUAAUUAUAUAAAUAGACGAUAUUAUAUAAAUGAACAUCGAUUAUAUGAUAUAAAUAAAUUUACUAUAUUAUUAAAUAUAUAUGAAAAAUAUCUUUUCAAUUUUAUUACUUAUAACAUAUAUAAAUGUUCCAAUAUACAAAAUGAAAAGAUAAAUGAAAAAAUAAAGGAAAAUGAGAUUUUAAAGAAUUCCUUUUUUAUUAUAUAUAUAUAUACUCAUUUACAAUAUAUUAUUUUUAAUAAAAAAAAAAAAUAUAAUCAUAAUAUUCCUUUGAACAAUGUAGAAUUAAUUUUUAAAUAUAGUAAGCAAAUUAUAAAAAAGAUAAAUAUAUAUUUAAAGUCUAAUUUAUGGGCACUCGGAUAUAUACAAAAUAUGAAUGACUUUAAAUGUAAUGAUGAUAAUCAUAAGAAUAUUAAUAAUUUCGAAAUGUCUAAACAUACAAAAUAUAAAUUUAACAAUGAAGUGGAAUGUAAUGUAUUAUCAAACCAUUUUUAUGAAAAGAACAAAUUUGAUAUAUUAUUAUUUGAAAAAUUAGAAGAUAAGAAAUUUGCACCUAUUAUAAAUAUUUCAACAUUUAUAAAUUCUUAUAAUAAUAAAGAAUAUAACGAAUUUACAAAUGACAUAAUACCUUAUAAUAUUAACAAUUCCAUAUUAAAUUUUGAAUAUAAUGUAGUUCCUUUAUUUUAUCAUAUCCUUCAAUAUAUAAACUAUAUAUGUACAUAUAUAUACUUUAACACUAAUACAAAUGAAAAUAUAAAUAUAAAAGAAUCAUUAAUUUUUAUUUCUUUAACUUGUUUAAAAAAUAAUUUCAAUAUAUCAAAUCAUAAUAUUUUGCUCAUGAAUAAUAUUUACACAAUACUGAAAAGUAUCCAUAUUAAUGAAAUCAACAAAAAUAUUCUUUUUAUUAUAUCUCUAGAUUAUAUAUACAAAUAUUGUAAUGUUAAGAAUAUUAUUAGGAAAUUAUUCAGAUCUUCAAAAAAUCGAAAAUUCAAUUAUAAUUUUAAUAUAAACGAUAUACAUGAAAAUACAAGGUGUAAAAUUUUGUCAAGAUAUAUUAAAUAUUUAAAAAGUGUACAUAUUUCAUAA
Molecule: messenger RNA, 3795 nt
Organism: Plasmodium falciparum 3D7
Lineage: Eukaryota; Apicomplexa; Aconoidasida; Haemosporida; Plasmodiidae
Source: RefSeq, a predicted model, not a curated record